Molecule: messenger RNA, 213 nt
Organism: Cooperia oncophora
Lineage: Eukaryota; Metazoa; Nematoda; Chromadorea; Rhabditida; Trichostrongylidae
Source: the annotation of a GenBank genome assembly
AUGACUGUGGCAGAAGUUUUGUCUCGCAGGCGGGAGACUCCAAAUGCAAAAUCUCACGACCGUACCUUACGUCGAGUGAUUCCAUCGUAUCCGUUACAUCGUCGAAUGAGCAAAUUGGAAAUACUUCGCGGUGCUAUUCGUUACAUUGCCCUGCUGAAGUUCCUACUCAACAAUGGUAAAGCCGAUCGCCUCCAACGGAUCGCGGCUCGAUAA